CCCAGCUGUGUAGCGGGUGGUAUCGAGGAGUAGCCAUUCUAAUAUUUGCAGUGCUUGGUGUACAGAUAACAAACUGUGGUGUUCUGAUGCAAAAACACGCAAGCAGCAUCAUCUAUCAGUGGAUUUCUAGCAGUUACUGUUAACUUCGUGUCACAAUUAUUAUGUGAGCUGUUUACGUUUUCCGGCCUUUUCGUUGAAGGCGAAAUAGGUCAUUUGAAAAUGUGACCCAUUCAACCCUAGGUCAAUAUCACUGUCUCAUAAUAUGUCAUUUCGAUAAAUAAUGUGAAAGUAAAUGGUUUAGUGAAUACUAUGGCAUUCAGUUUAGCGAAGUGUUGUUUUGAUUCGGAAUUGCCGGAUGUUUUUGAUUCUGUGAUUCAGAAGUGUACCGAUCCGGGAUGUUGCUGUGGUUGCUGCUCAGCGUUGCGGCCCCGUUACAAGCGGCUUGUCGAUAAUAUCUUCCCAGUGAAUCCACAGGAUGGAUUGGUUAAAAAUAACAUGGAAAAGCUGACAUUUUAUUCACUCUCAUCUCCAGAGAAAUUGGAUCGAAUUGGUGAAUAUUUGUUCCAGAGAGCUAGCAGAGACAUUUAUAGACGGCGAAAUGGGUUUGUUGUCAUCGCUAUGGAAGCUAUGGAUCAACUGUUGGUAGCAUGCCAUGCACAAACACUGAACCUGUUUGUUGAGAGCUUCCUCAAAAUGGUGCAGAAACUUCUGGAAUCUACUGAUCCACAACUACAAAUUCUUGCUACCCAGUCGUUUGUGAGAUUUGCCAACAUUGAAGAAGAUACUCCAUCCUAUCACCGACGUUAUGAUUUCUUUGUGUCCAAGUUUUCUUCCAUGUGCCACAGUAAUGAUAAUGAACCUGAGCUUAGAGACAAAAUCAGGCUUGCAGGCAUUAAAGGUUUACAGGGUGUGGUCAGGAAGACUGUAUGUGAUGAUCUGGUUGAAAACAUCUGGGAAGCAGUUCAUAUGGACAAGAUUGUACCAUCACUUCUUUAUAAUAUGCAGAAUUCAAGGUGAGGAUUUAUUUUUCAUGUAAUGUAGAAGUACUGUGA
Cryptotermes secundus is the source of this 1052-nucleotide messenger RNA. RefSeq names its product protein EFR3 homolog cmp44E. Gene Ontology annotation, biological process: protein localization to plasma membrane. Lineage: Eukaryota; Metazoa; Arthropoda; Insecta; Blattodea; Kalotermitidae. Gene Ontology annotation, cellular component: plasma membrane. The record is from RefSeq and is a predicted model, not a curated record. Bases 310 to 1017 code for a protein of 235 amino acids. The transcript is spliced from 6 exons.